Molecule: messenger RNA, 465 nt
Organism: Pistacia vera
Lineage: Eukaryota; Viridiplantae; Streptophyta; Magnoliopsida; Sapindales; Anacardiaceae
Exons: 2
Coding region: 13-465 (150 amino acids)
Source: RefSeq, a predicted model, not a curated record
UCAUCAUCCACCAUGUCAACUCCUCCGGUCAUCGUCCACAUAAUAACCUCUGAAUCAAAACGCAUAAUCAAGCAACACUCACUUCACUUCAGGGUUCUCUGCGUCGUCCCCAUUACUUACUCUAUCUUCAUUUACCCGAUCCUCAAACCUCAACUCCUUCUCCUAGACCAAAAAAGUCUUAUUCUCACGCUCUCUUACACGGCCUAUGUUUUUGUUUUAUCACUCUGUGCUAUAUCCUCCAUUACCUACAGUGUCUUCAAAGGAUUCUACGGUAGACCCGUCAAGUUUGUAUCUGCUAUCAAAUCCGUUUUUAACUCUUUUCUGCCUCUCUUCGUUACCACUUCUCUUUGUCAUAUAAUUUUAUCCGGGGUUCUUGUUAUUUUUGCAGUUUUCUUGUUUUCGGUUGUUAAAUUUGCUGAAGUUGUUGGGUUCGAUCACCAUGAUUACUCUUCUCCUUAUUUUUAA